This is a messenger RNA of Exserohilum turcica Et28A, 1158 nucleotides long. RefSeq lists its product as uncharacterized. The record is from RefSeq and is a predicted model, not a curated record. Gene Ontology annotation, cellular component: cytosol. Lineage: Eukaryota; Fungi; Ascomycota; Dothideomycetes; Pleosporales; Pleosporaceae. Gene Ontology annotation, biological process: tRNA wobble position uridine thiolation. The transcript has 2 exons. Gene Ontology annotation, molecular function: sulfurtransferase activity; tRNA binding. The coding region runs from base 1 to 1158 and encodes 385 amino acids.
AUGCCCGGCAAGCACAUUGCCGCUGCGCCUGACGAGCCUUGCCGGCGAUGCAAGGCCGCCGCCGUGCUUGUCGUCCGCUCCGAGCCACUCUGCCACGACUGCUUCGCCCGCUAUGUCCACACAAAAUGCAUUAAGCGCCUGGAAUCGUUCCGAGUCAAUUUCGGCGCAGAAAAGCAACGCAGGGUCCUGGUACCCCUGUCGUUUGGCUUCUCAUCUAUUUCGCUGCUGCACGUCUUGGAUGUGCAUCUCAAGACGCAGAAGAGCAAGACGGGCCGCACUGGCUUUGAAAUCAGCGCUGUCCACGUCCAAGAGCCGGGCGAGGCUGCUGGAAGCGCCGACGAGCUCCUGGCCAAGAUCCGCGCGCAGUAUCCUGAUCACGAGUAUGCCUCGUUGCCGCUGCACGAUGUUUUUCGCCUGGUACCAGACGACGCGGCGCUCAGGUCUCUGGUGCCGCAGAGCGAGCAGAAUGCAGAGGCGGGUACCGAGGAGCAGCUCGUGCACAUGAUCAACUCGCUCUCUUCCGCCACCGCCCGCGCUGACGUGAUUUCCACUCUCCGCACACGGCUCAUAGUCGAGCAUGCGCGGUUGAGCGGCUGCGAAAGCAUCCUCUGGGGCGACAGCACCACGACGCUGGCUCAAAAGACGCUUGCCGAGACAGCAAAGGGCCGCGGCUUCUCGUUGCCCUGGCAGAUAUCAGAUGGUCUGUCCCCGUUUGGCCUGCACUUCCACUACCCGCUCCGAGACGUGCUCAAAAAAGAACUCGUCUCGUAUGUGCACAUGUCGGAUGCCAGCCUCGCUCAGCUCAUUGACGAGACUUCGUCACAAGGCUCCACGCACGCAUCUACGAGCUCCAAGAACACGACUAUCGACGACCUCAUGAAGCAGUAUUUCGAGUCGGUCGAGGAGAACUUUCCCAGCAUCGUCGCAAAUGUAGUUCGCACGACAAGCAAACUCGAGGUGCGCCCGGAUGCCCUCUCUGAUCCACAGUGCAGUUUAUGCAGCAUGCCCGUGCCAGGAGGCCGUUUUGGCAUCCACGGUUGGGGCGGCGACCAACACGACAGCAGCGAUAAUGUUGAACCCGAAAGCACGCGGCAAAACAUUUGUUAUGGAUGUACAAGAUCGCUGCCCAAAGCGUUAUCAAGUGCAAACGGGCAUUGA